UUUAUUUACACGUGAUUGAUUGUAUUUCUUUGCCGAGCAGUUUAAUAUUGUAUAAUCGGGUAGUAAGACAUACAGAUAACCUUAUUUGAAAACGGAAGAAAGAAGUCUCGCGAGAGUGUGGAUGCACGUGAUCUGUGCCCUGGCUCAGCGCCGUUCCGAGUUGAUCAAAGUAAAGUCUUUCUGCGUCCAAAUAGUUAUCCAGCAAAGGCGUAUUUGGAAACAGCGUAUUUCAUUAUAUUUUAACUAGACAGGUGUUUUGGCUGUGAAAUGUGGCAGAUUGCGUGUAUAUGUCGUUAGCCGGUAUAGCAUGUUAGCAGUAUUGCUAUGACAGAUAACAAAAUCUGAAUAAUUGUUAGCUUACGAGAUAGUUAUGUAAUAAGGUGGGGAAAGGACCGUUUCAAUGUUUUAAAUUCUAUGUUUGUAUUGAAAACUUAGCUAACUACAAAAUAAGAAUCAACAGCCACGUUCAUACACAAAUGUAUUAUUAUUAAAUUGUCAAAUUUUUAAUUUUGUUUUUAUAAACAAAAGGCUACGUCAUAUUUUAUGACACGUGCAGACUACAAAUCUAAUUAAAAGAGCGGAAAUUCCUAUUCAAGAAUCAGUUUUGCCAUUUGGAAACUAUUUAGUUUUCUGCUUGUAUACAGUUUUCAUGAUAUUUGUUAUAUGGGCUUGUUCCACACAGAUGGUUCCAAAUUACAUUAAUGUAUGAAAGUCACUGAAACGUUAAUGAAGUCUGUAUGAAUUUGCUUUAGGGUUAGUGGCUCAGUGGGUACCACUGCCUCAUGCUUCCCUGGGAGGGGGUUCCUAACCCUAUCCCGCUCCAUUUGCUGUGGCAUUUGUAUGUUGUACAUUUUCUCCCCAUUCCAAAGGCAUCCAGCAGUUAGGUGGUGUUUCCAAAAUGCCGUAUUGUGUGUGCUCCUGUAAGUGGCAGGCAUGCCAUCCCGCUUUGUGCCCUGUGCUUCCGAGAAUAUAUUUCAGGACCCCAUUGUGACGCUGCACUGGAUAAAUGUUUGGAAAAUGGUUGUACUUACGAUCCCCUACUACUCCCGCACAGCUGCCGCGCUUAAAGGCUCCAUCUGUUUCCCAUCACUGACUUCUGAUAUGUCAACACAAGUUAAGGUCAUCGUGGUUGGUGCAGGGAGCCGUGGGCAAACUUACUCAGAAUUUGCUCUGCUGCAUCCACGUCGCGUGAAGGUGGUUGGUGUGGCAGAUCCAAAUGCGUUUGCUUGUAAGAAACUGCAGGAACUGCACGGCAUUGCUGACGAACAUGUGUUUGACGACUGGCACGGUGUUGCGCAGAGGGAGAAGUUUGCUGAUGCAGUGUUUAUCUGCACGCCGGACCGGCUCCACAAGGAGCCAGCAGUGGAACUAGCAAGACAAGGUUACCACAUCCUGCUGGAGAAACCCAUGGCUGUCACCUCCAGGGACUGCAGUGAGAUUGUAGCUGCCUGCAUUGAGAACCAUGUAAUGCUCAUUGUGUGCCAUGUACUCCGUUAUGAUCCUACGAUUCACAAGAUAAAAGAGCUUAUCGACAGUGGUGCCAUUGGGGAUCUGGUCCACAUUCAGCAUUUAGAACCGGUUGGAUUCUACCAUUUUGCCCACUCCUUUGUUAGAGGGAAGUGGCGGAACGAAGCCAAAAGCUCCUUCGCCCUUCUGGCAAAGUCCUGCCAUGAUAUCGACCUCAUCCACCACUGGGCUGGCGGCCGCAGGUGUGUCAAGGUGUCAUCGUUUGGAUCUCUCUGCCACUUCACCAAAGACAAUAAGCCUUCUGGAGCUGGUGACCGCUGUUUGGACUGUCCUGUUGAAGCAUCCUGUCCGUAUUCUGCGUGCAAGAUUUAUCUGGAUAGAGUUAAAAAGGGGCACGUCCGCUGGCCGGUCUCGGUGCUGUGCCCUAGCUCAGUUCCCGACAUCGAGACUGUGACGGAAGCUCUGCGUCAGGGUCCUUACGGCCGCUGCGUCUACAGCUGCGACAACGACGUCUGCACCAACCAGGUUGUGAACAUGGAGUUUGAUGGAGGUCUCACUGCUGCCUUCACCAUGGUGGCUUUCACAGAGGAGGUCUGCAGGCGCAAGACCACCAUCCACGGGAGCAAGGGUGAGCUGUCCUAUGAUGGUUAUAGGCUCUCGGUGUUUGACUUCCUCACGCAGACGAGGACAGAGCAUACGGUAGACAUACAAGUGCUUGGAAACUUCUCCUCACAGGGUCACGACGUGGCCGACUACUGCCUGGUGGACACCUUUGUCUCUGCUGUGGCGAACAAUGAUUCAUCCCUGAUCCGGUCGGGACCCGAGGAGACCCUGGCGAGUCACAGGCUGGUGUUUGAGGCGGAGCAGUCUCGGCGGGAGAACCGGGUGAUAUUCUGUGGAAUGGACCAGGAAGUACAAGGACCAAAGCAGGAAGUGGUGAAACAACCACAUUCCCAAAGCCCUGCAAAUGCUUAGGGGGAGGGCUGGAAAAAUACUUUGGGCCUUUGAUUGGCCUACAUAGAAUAGCAUAACUACUGUUAGAAGCCGUGCUUCACUUCAAAAAUAGAAGUACUAAUUCCAAUUCUAGAAGCUUUUGACUUGCAAUUAAGAUGAGCAUCGCUAACUUUUAGCAACUGUAAAUUAAGCAAUGCUUCAUUCUAAUCAUUUUAGAGUUUCUACAGUAUUGUCUGUAAUACUAAACUGUCCAGUUACUGUGAAGAGAAAUUAAUAUUGUACUGUGACUUUUUUAAAUUACGUUUUUAUUUCUAAUUAGGACAUUGUGGGAGUACUAUAUAAUUGAAGAGUUUUA
Messenger RNA from Brienomyrus brachyistius, 2776 nucleotides. RefSeq lists its product as uncharacterized. The transcript has 13 exons. Gene Ontology annotation, molecular function: nucleotide binding. NCBI's taxonomy places the organism in Eukaryota, Metazoa, Chordata, Actinopteri, Osteoglossiformes, Mormyridae. The coding region runs from base 934 to 2442 and encodes 502 amino acids. The record is from RefSeq and is a predicted model, not a curated record.